CCAGGAUUCGGUCCCCAUAAGCUUUAUCAGUUUGGCAAAACAUAUGGAAGGAUGACACAUGACAUCAUGGCGAGACAUCCUGUCGCAGGAGAAAGAUUUGGCCAGAUUUUAUGUUGUGACUGUAAUCGUAACGCAAAAAGGGACGACAGCUUUCACGUCUGGCAGCAUGAACAUUCCACAUCCGAUCCUAAGUUUAGAAUCGAUAUGGUACCAGGAUACACAGGUCACGUUCCUAGAAAAGAUUCACAUUGUGGUGAAGGAUAUCAAGAAGAGUGUAAGAAAGGAAUCUCCGAAUUCGAAAGACUAAAAAUGGAUGAAAAUGAUAGACAAAAAUCGAAUAGGUACAUACCUCCAGAAGAUAUUUUGCCCAGAACAACAACAUUUCCUUCGAGGCUUUGUGAACGUCCGGAGCACCGAAAGAUACCAUCGUACGCUACCUUUACGAAUCCCAUGAAUUAUGGACAGUCUGUUUAUGAUAUGAGCGACUUGGAUCCCAGAAAGACAUACAUGCCAGGGUACACGGGUUAUUACACUGGUAAAUGCUUCGAUAUGGGCGUCACUCACAGUCGAGGUGCUCACCAAGACCUCUGCGACUUGACGAGCUCGAAAUUGGAGCGGUUAGUGGCCGAGAAACGACCCAAAAUCAACGAUUGGUAUCGCUGCCCCGUGCUCUACCCACCUCAACCGCCAGUUAUGGAUGGAUAUCACCCUCCGGAGUUCCAGCCUUGCAAUCCAGUGCCUGGGUAUGCUGGACACAUCCCAGGUUACAGAGAUUGCGGGCUUGGUCAGUCUUUCGGCAGAUCAGCAGGAAAUAUUCUAAGACAACGGGAACUGAUGUUCUACGAUGGACUAAGGAAACCAUAAUAAAAAUUAUUUUACGAU
Molecule: messenger RNA, 882 nt
Organism: Argiope bruennichi
Lineage: Eukaryota; Metazoa; Arthropoda; Arachnida; Araneae; Araneidae
Product: protein FAM166B-like
Exons: 5
Coding region: 52-864 (270 amino acids)
Source: RefSeq, a predicted model, not a curated record